Melanotaenia boesemani (Boeseman's rainbowfish) is the source of this 3431-nucleotide messenger RNA. Its product is annotated as chloride anion exchanger-like. The record is from RefSeq and is a predicted model, not a curated record. The transcript is spliced from 20 exons. Bases 1112 to 3373 code for a protein of 753 amino acids. Gene Ontology annotation, cellular component: membrane. Gene Ontology annotation, biological process: transmembrane transport. Gene Ontology annotation, molecular function: sulfate transmembrane transporter activity; bicarbonate transmembrane transporter activity; chloride transmembrane transporter activity. NCBI's taxonomy places the organism in Eukaryota, Metazoa, Chordata, Actinopteri, Atheriniformes, Melanotaeniidae.
CACGUUUCCCAUGAACCUGGCCUGACAUGUUCUUACUCUUCAACAAACAGCAAAAUCAGGCAUCACCGGCACUUAAUUCUGCACAGACACUUUGAUAAGGUCAUUCACACACAUCCAUCACACACUCACAAAUGUUUGCAUUCCUGUUGAAUGGAGUAAAACCAUCUAACAUCACACACUAGCACACAUCUCUCAUUCAUACAAGUUUUCCUCUUUCUUUCCUGGUUUUACUGUAAAUUUAUAAGAACUUCUUCCUUUUAUACCCCUCUUCUGUCCAAAGAUAUUAAGGUGAUUCAUGGGUUUUGACUAAUAGAUAAAGACAUUUUAAAAACACAACUCAUGCAUUCAGCUGGUUUUCUUUAAAGGCUUUUCUUGGUAACUGAAUAACACAACAGGGCUGUUUCCUUCUGAACUGCAACUUGAUUUCCACUUCACAACAAAGAUCUGUAAUGUCCUGUCCUGUCUGCACUGACCACAUCCUCCCUCCACUGAAAGUUGGGCUUUACGGAUAUCAGUCAGAACAAUGGUCAAGGAUAAGGCAGAGAUCCAGCAGUUGUGCGAAACGUAGAGUUAAUCAUAAAAAUUGCUUAGUUAUUACAAAGGUGAUAAGCUGAAGAGAAGGCAUUUAUUGAUGCCAAAACAGUCUCAGGUUCCAGUUUAUCUCCAGGUGCUGGAGCAGGAAGAAGACCACGGUGAAACUUUGAGACACUAUCAGGUAGGUGUGAUAAGCAGCUCUAUAUUAAACGAAGUGUUUUUAAAGUGUUUCCAGUUUUAGGAUUUUAUAUUUCCAGAAGGGAAUUCCAUCUUGAAAAGAAAAGGUGAUCUUGUGAAGACCUGGCUGGGACAUUUCAGUGUUACAAUUCAAAAUCAACCUCCCUGCCACUGUUUCUGCAUUUAAAACAGAGUCCUUUUUUUAGAGCAGUCCAGGUCUUAACCUGGCUUGCGUGUUACGUCUCUAUUCAGGGGUCUGGACUUCUGUUGUUUGCUGUUAAUUAUAUUUGAUAAGUCACUUUCAAAGGCAAGGCAGGAUCCUCUUCCUCAAUUAAUGUGGUUAAUGGAUCUCAGAGCCACAUAGAGAGGGAGCAGCGGUCCUCCAGGCAGCAGAGGCGAGAUGAUGCGACCAGCAGCUAAGCAGUAUGUGGUGACCAGGCCACUGUACUCAGAAAACUCCUUUGCUGAGGAGCAUGAGAGAGUCUACAGGCACCGCAAAACUAUCCUGGAUCACAUCAGCCAGUACUUCACAUGUGAUGCCAAAAGAGCCAAGAAUGCAGCUCUCUCCCUUUUGCCAGUAAUCAGCUGGAUGAAAAUUUACCGACUCAAAGAAUGGCUCCUGUCCGAUAUCGUGUCUGGUGUCAGCACGGGGCUGGUGGCUGUCCUGCAAGGUCUGGCCUACUGUUUGCUGGCCUCUCUGCCACCCUGGUAUGGACUCUUCACUGCCUUCUUCCCUGUUGUCAUCUACUUUUUCCUCGGUACCUCCAGACACAUCUCAGUGGGGCCAUUCCCAGUCUUGUGUCUGAUGCUUGGUUCGGUGGUCACCAGGCUGGUCCCAGACGACAGACCACCCGCCAACAUCACAGGGUUUGAGGGCUUGACAAGCGACGAGCAGAGAGUGUUAGUGGCCUACUCUGUGUCCUUCCUUAUUGGCAUCAUGCAGCUGGGGAUGGGAAUACUACAGGUGGGCUUUGUUGUGAUGUACCUGUCAGACACUCUGGUCUCUGGCUUCACUACAGCAGCUGCCAUUCACAUCCUGAUUUCUCAGCUUAAGUUUGUGCUGGGGCUGACAGUUCCAGGCAUCAGCGGGCCGCUCUCUAUCAUAUAUACCUUGGAGAUAAUAUUUAACAAGAUUAAGUCUACAAAUGUGUGUGAUGUGGUGAUCGCUCUGGUGAUCAUGGUGGUGGUGUUUAUUGUGAAAGAGCUGAAUGACAGAUUCAAAUCCAAACUGCCUGUGCCCAUCCCAAUAGAGGUCAUCAUGACUGUUAUUGCAUGUGGAGUUUCAUAUGCAUUUGACUUCAAGACGAGGUAUGGCAUUGAGGUUGUCGGCCAAAUUCCACAAGGGUAUGAAACUCCAAUGGCCCCAAACCUUGACAUCUUUCAGGAGACAGCAGUGGAAGCAUUUCCGAUGGCUAUAGUGGGAUUUGCUGUUGCUUUCUCUGUAGCAAAAGUUUAUGCUGUAAAACAUGAUUACACGAUAGAUGGGAAUCAGGAGCUGAUAGCCUUUGGAGUCAGCAACAUCUUUGGAGCAUCCUUCAAGUCUUUUGCAGCGAGUACAGCUCUUUCAAGGAGUGCAGUGCAGGAAAGCACAGGGGGGAAAACUCAGGUGGCUGGCUUACUUUCAGCUAUCAUAGUGAUGGUUGUUACUUUGGCUAUCGGUUUCCUUUUAGAGCCACUUCCAAAGUCUGUGCUGGGUGCUGUGGUCAUCGUCAAUCUAAAGGGCAUGUUGAUGCAGGUCACAGAAAUCCCAUACCUCUGGAAGAGGGACAAACCAGACUGUGUGGUAUGGGUUGUUACCUGUAUUGCAUCCACACUGCUGGGGCUUGAUCUUGGAUUAGCUGUCGGUCUUGGUGUGGAGUUGAUCUGCGUUGUCCUCAGGAUUCAGUUCCCUCGCUGCAGCCUACUGGCUAACAUUAAGGGAACAGAUAUCUACAAAGACAGAAAAGACUACGUCAGUAUAUAUGAAACAGAGGGAGUGAAGAUCUUUAGGAUCCCAUCACCAAUCUUCUUUGCCAACUCAGAUUUCUUCAGGAACAAGCUAGUGGAAGCUCUUGGGUUUAAUCCACUGCGAGUGUUGAGAAAGCGGAAUAAAGCACUGAGGACCAUCAAGAAACUCCUGAAGAAGGGUGACCUGCAGUGGACUUCUAAGGGUUUCCUGAAUGCCUCAUGUGGGCCCAUCGAUGAAUCAGAAGAUGAGAGCAACAUGGAGGGGCUGGACCAGCCAACUGACUUCAAUGACCUACCUGUACGGAUCAACUGGAAUGCCGAACUUCCCGCCAACAUCAGCGUUCCUAGAGUGGACAACCAUAGCCUGGUUCUGGAUUUUGCUGCAGUCUCUUUCUUGGAUAUAUCUGCCCUGAAAGGACUCAAAACAUUGCUGAAAGAGCUGAUCCGUGUUGAGGUGGAGGUGUACAUUGUGGCUUGUGAUCCUUACAUCCUGGAGAAACUCCAUAAGUGCUGCUUCUUCGAUGACGAGGUCGAAGCAUCCAUGUUCUACCUAACGCUGCAUGACGCCAUGCUGCACAUUCUAGAGAAACAUCCAGAGUUUGCAGAAAAUAAACCAGACUGUGAAAAGAUAAUCACAACAGUCACAGUUCACCACCCUGGAAGCAGUUUGAGGAUCAGAGAUAGAAAUGCUCCAGAUCCAGAAACUAGAUUAUAGUCCAAAUAAAACCCUGAUGUCCCCUGGGAAAGAACAACUCGUAUUUUCAUGACAAUUC